This is a messenger RNA of Pseudomyrmex gracilis, 2930 nucleotides long. RefSeq names its product cystinosin homolog (gene Ctns). Bases 690 to 1802 code for a protein of 370 amino acids. Gene Ontology annotation, cellular component: lysosomal membrane. Lineage: Eukaryota; Metazoa; Arthropoda; Insecta; Hymenoptera; Formicidae. Gene Ontology annotation, molecular function: L-cystine transmembrane transporter activity. The record is from RefSeq and is a predicted model, not a curated record. Gene Ontology annotation, biological process: L-cystine transport. The transcript is spliced from 11 exons.
GUGCUCGGGCUUUCGCAAGAGUCCGCGAGUCGUACGUACGAUCGGACGUAUAAGGUUUGUGUGGUGAACGUUCGUCGUCGCGGCUUCGUCUCACGCGGGAGAGAACCAACAAUAAUCCUCAAGGAAAAUCGGUACCGGUGCGUGCCGAUACUUCGUCCACGUAACCAGCGUUUCUACCGGAGCGCCGAGGGAUUAUCUUGUCCCACACAGAUUCCCGGAAUCGUUUAACGAAGAGAAACUUCGCACGAAGAAAACUAGGAAAAUUGUGUGAAGUUCAAAGAACGUUGAAAAUCGCGUAGAUGUUGAAAUUCACGUAGCGUCGGAUUUCCGGAGGAUCGAAGUCGAAAUCAUCUCGUUCGGUGACCGCAUUCAUCAGCAAGCUGGAUUUCCCGCACGACGCCGAGUUCGCGGUCGAAGGUGUUUGCUCGCCAGGAUGAUGUACAUAUAGUCCUGGUGUACCGUGGUUCCAGAUGCAACGAGAUCGAGAAAUUCUUCGUUAUACGUAACAAUUUUGUUUCUUCGUGCGAUUGAACCGAGCGAUCGAUAACGACGCGCGCGCACACACACACAGUGACGAUCUCGGUUGAAAGUCGGUUGUUGUAACGCGCCAGAGAUUGGACGUCUCUGUAUAUCACGACGCUAGAUUUUAACUGUCGCGGCUGAGCGAAAUUUGACAGUCUACAGACAACAUGGAUUUGUUGUGUUACACAUGGAUCUUGAUGCUUUCAGCUUUAACACGCAUCGAAGGGACAUUUAAAGUAUCAACGCAGGACUUGAAAGUAUUGGUCAAUCAACAGAAAUCAUUUAACUUAUCUCUUACGGAUUCUUUACCACAGGACAAAGUUGUAAGAGUUACAUUGGACAUACAGCAUGUCGACUUGCUAUCCGCAAAUCCAAAUAACUUUACUGUAUCCCAAGAUGAGAGAGAAUGGAUUAUUGAUGUAAAAGGUCUUAGCGCAGGCCAUUCAAUUGUCAGCGCUAACGUAACGCCUAAAAAUGUGACAGAUUUUUCUGAAGCAUUUGUCAGAGUAACGAUAGAAAAAUCCGAAUCGCUUUAUCACAUUAGCGCGGUGGUAGGUUGGGUAUAUUUCUUAGCAUGGAGCGUGAGUUUUUAUCCACAAAUUUACAUAAAUUAUAAACGCAAAAGUGUUGUGGGACUUAAUUUCGAUUAUCUGUCGUUAAAUCUCGUCGGUUUUCUAAUGUACGCAUUGUUCAAUUGUGGUCUCUACUGGAUACCCGAGAUUGAGAACGAGUAUUUUAGACGUUAUCCGAAAGGUUUGAAUCCUGUACAAAUUAACGAUAUAUUUUUUGCUAUUCAUGCGGUAUUCGCUACUGCGAUAACUAUCGGACAGUGUUUUAUUUAUGAGAUCGGUACUCAAAGAGUGUCAACGACCGCACGUAUCAUACACGGGAUAUUUUCAGUCUUUAUAUUAAUAUCGUUGAUAUUAUCUUUCGUGAGGACAAUUCACUGGUUGGAUUUUCUUUACUACUGUAGCUACGUAAAGCUCAGCAUAACGCUUAUCAAAUGUAUACCCCAAGCGUAUUACAAUUAUAGAAGAAAAUCCACUGUCGGUUGGAGUAUAGGAAAUAUAUUUCUGGAUUUUACCGGUGGUAUUUUGUCAAUGCUACAGAUGAUACUCAACGCUUACAACUACGACGAUUGGGAAAGUAUUUUCGGAGAUCCGACUAAAUUCGGUCUUGGAUUCUUUUCCGUGGCGUUUGACAUAUUUUUCAUAAUACAGCAUUACGUUCUGUACAGAUAUAGCGAUGAGAAGAUGAUUGACCUGAAGGGCAGAACGUAACAACUAACUUUGCGGCAAAAAUAGAAUUUUUCAUCGUUGAAUUUUUUACGUUUUUUUAUAAUUCAAUAUUUUUUAUACGUGUAGUUUUAUAUUUUUUCCAUACAUUUUCAUGAAUAUUUUAUACACAAAUCUGUCAUUGUGCCAGAUAUGUAGGACAUAUAAGAUAUUAUACACACACACACACACACACACACACACACAAUGUGUGUAUGCGUGCGAUAAGUACAUGCAUGUGUGUGAUUAUCCGCAAUAGGCACGUUUUUUUGUAUAAAUCUCUAUUUUUUUUUAAUAGUAAUAUUUAUUUUGAAGACAUUCCAUUAUUGUGAGUUCAAUAUUUAUAAUAUAUUAAUGGAAUAUAUUAUUAAUUUUAUAUUAUUUUAUAUUAUUAAUUUGGCACAACAUCUUGCAAUCGGUUCUUUUGGCCUCACUCUAUUCCAUUAUUAUUUUAAUAAGAACCAGAGGAUAAUUCAUCUUAUUUCAUCUUAUUUCUAAUUAUUUAUAAUAUAUACAAAAAGAUGAAAAAGAUGUGAAACAGAAGUGUUUUUUUACUGUAUGAAGUGUAUUAUACAUAAUAUUAGGAUGUGUAGUUUUUUAUAUAAAGAAUUGCAAUGUGAUACGGAAAAUAGACGCAACUAGAGAUGUUUUUCGAAAGUAUUGAUGUUGUUAUCAUGCGCAAAAUAAAUAUAAUGCAGUUUAAUCGGUAAACGGCAGUAUUGAAUGUGUAAAAAUAAAAUAGAGAAAGAGAAUGCGAAAGAUAGAAAAUUGUUUUUAACAUAGGAAACUAUUAGUAAACUCAUGAAUACAUAUUGUUUCGAUAACAAUAUUUGUAGAUUGUUUUCGAAAUAUGCAAAAUAAUGAAACAGUAUUUAUGUAUAUUGAAAAACUAUAUUGUAAACACGUUUUUACGUUCACGUAGGAUAAGUAUCACUAUUUGAUCAUGAAGCAUGCAACUUUCACACGUUCACGGGACAUUUGUUAUCGUAUGCAAUUGAAGAUUUUUGUAAAUUGCAUGGCAGUGAAAGAUUUGGCGAGAUUUUAGGGGAUAUCUUUAAGGGUACUUUAAGAAACUGGAGCAACUAUUUGUUCAGAUUCCUUGGGACCACAGUAGGAUAGAAAAAAAAAAAAAAA